Prorocentrum cordatum is the source of this 358-nucleotide messenger RNA. The record is from the annotation of a GenBank genome assembly. NCBI's taxonomy places the organism in Eukaryota, Dinophyceae, Prorocentrales, Prorocentraceae.
GGCUCGGCGGACGCGGUGGAGAAGGCGGAGAAGGAGCUCGCGAAGUUCUCGCAGCAGGUCGUCAUCGCCCAGGCGGACACCGUCGAGAAGAUCCUGACGCUGUCUGGCAUGCCGGACAUGCGGACGCUGCGGGGGUCGCAGUUCAACCUGGUUGGGGUCAAGUGGGUGGACGCCACGUACACCCUCGAGAUCCGCGGCUCCGAGGCGGACGUGGCCAAGGCUGAAGAGUUCGUGCUCGCCGCCGAGGCGAGUUGGAACAACAGCUCCAAACCCAAGCCUGCGGAGGCGCCCGCGAGGAAACCGAAGAAGGCCGAGGAGUAUAAGGGAUCCGACGCCGACUUUCCUACGCUGGGCGGUG